Molecule: messenger RNA, 642 nt
Organism: Closterium sp. Yama58-4
Lineage: Eukaryota; Viridiplantae; Streptophyta; Zygnematophyceae; Desmidiales; Closteriaceae
Source: the annotation of a GenBank genome assembly
AUGGCGUCGUGGAAGCUUUCCGUUCUCGCCCUCUGCGCGCUCGCGUCAUUGCUGGUGCCCGCUGCGGCGCUGCCUACCAAGGAGGACUUCAUUGACGAAUUAAAGUUGACCCGAGACGCGCUUUCAGAUUCCCAGCUGAACAACCGAUAUGACGCCACCCGCACGCUCCUUGACCACGUCAUCCCUCAACUGGAGACCGACUGGAAUCCGAAUGACGAUUUCCUAAAAAAAGUCGACCACAAAACCUUCAUGCUGCCCGAGGACCGCGCCAUUGCUACCUCAGCGCCGGACGCGCUCGCCAUGAUGGUGAACACCGGCCUGAAGCGCGGUGACGUCGAUCCCUUCACCAAGCUUUUUCGCGCUCAGAUGCUCGACGGCGUGUACCCAGAGGAGGACGACAUUGCGAAAGCGUCAACUCUCAAGGACGUGAAUGGUCGCACCGUGAGCAAGGAGGAAGUUGUGGACACGACGACUCAGGUCAACGCAAUGAAUAUUGGAUUUGGCAAGAACAAGUUCAAGAUUGGAAAGGGCAAGAAGAGAGUGAGGAUUGGAAAGGGCAAGGCUAAGAUUAAGGUUCCUGGGAUUUUCAGGGGAAGGUUUCUUACCAUCCAUGGCGUUGACGCGUCGCAGCCGACAAAGUAA